Messenger RNA from Perca fluviatilis (European perch), 1195 nucleotides. RefSeq names its product signal sequence receptor, delta (gene ssr4). Gene Ontology annotation, cellular component: endomembrane system; membrane; endoplasmic reticulum. Bases 145 to 648 code for a protein of 167 amino acids. The record is from RefSeq and is a predicted model, not a curated record. Lineage: Eukaryota; Metazoa; Chordata; Actinopteri; Perciformes; Percidae. The transcript is spliced from 6 exons.
CAACAGUCCACGUCACUGCAGCGCAGCCGCAGAGGUGUAGCAGCAGUAAGCUGAGGUGGAUUUCCUUUCAGUUAGCUAGCUAGUGUGAAAGGACCAGUGCAGUUUUUGCAGCUAGACCACAGAAACAACCUCUCGGAUAACAAAAUGAUUCGGAUAGCUGCUUUCCUCGCUGUGCUGGUGGUCGCCUGCUCGGGAGAGACCUGCACAGACCCAGCAAUCACCCCGUCGGCCUACACCACCUCUGACGCCGUCAUCUCCUCUGAGUCUGUCUUCAUCGUUGAGCUCAGCCUGGCCUGUGCCAACGGAGCACAGAGUGUGACUCUGUAUGCUGAUGUCAAUGGAAGACAGUUCCCUGUGACUAGAGGCCAGGAUGUUGGCAAGUACCAGGUGUCCUGGAGUCUCCCUCACAAACAGGCCAGCUCUGGAACAUAUCAGGUCAAAUUCUUCGAUGAGGAGUCCUACAGUGCCCUGCGUAAGGCCCAGAGAAACAAUGAAGAUGUAAAUGCCAUUCAGCCUCUUUUCUCUGUCAACAUUGACCACAGGGGUGCUUGGAAUGGCCCAUGGGUGUCUACUGAGGUGGUGGCUGCCCUCAUGGGUAUCCUGGUCUACUACAUGGCCUUCAGUGCUAAGGGCACCAUCCAAGCAUAAAGGAUUCACAAUCACUGGAUCUUUAAAGACUGUAUUCUGGUGGAUCUUGACCAACAAUCCAUCAUCCAGUGUUGUGGCGAGCCAAGAGGAUUUUGCCACUUGAUCUACUUUGGGACAAGGAGCAAGAGCAGCAGUCUUUGUAUUUGUUUUUAUUCAGACCUUGUCUGUAUGCCAUCAGUCUUAUACAUUUUUCAGAUGAAUUUCGUCAAAAGUUUGUUUUGUCAAUAUGGAUGUAAUUUUGUAAUUUUUUGAUAAAACCAAACAAUAAACCUGGACCACAUAAAUUAACAAAACAAAUAUAGGUCAUGUAUUCAGUCCUGCUUAAAAGAUGUUGCUACAUCCAGACUAGAUUAUUCUUUGUCCUCCUGUAUGAAUGCACUGGCCAGAUUGGGACUUGUACAAAUGUGCGGAACAUCAACAGAGAGCGGUCAAGACCUCAGUGCGUAUAAUAUGUCAACAAUUUGACGUGCACUGGCUGGCCUGAACAGGUCUAGUGUAUGUCUCUUCCAGUAAAUUUAAUAAAUGGCUUGUUUUUCUUCCAGUGUAA